This is a messenger RNA of Lolium perenne, 741 nucleotides long. The record is from RefSeq and is a predicted model, not a curated record. NCBI's taxonomy places the organism in Eukaryota, Viridiplantae, Streptophyta, Magnoliopsida, Poales, Poaceae.
AUGGCACGCGAGGAGCUCGCUGUCGCGACUGCUACCGAGGACGCCGCUGCAGACAACGAACAUCUGGCGAUCCUCAUCUCCCUCUUGGCCAUGAUCGUCGAGGAGGACAAGCCAACCAUUGGUGGUUCCGCGCUGGGGCACCGCAAGAGCAAGUCAAGGCAGAGGAUGAAGCUCUCCCUGAAGAUAGUCGAGAAUUUGAGGGAGAUCGACUACUUCAAACUGAAGAGAGACGCAGUCGGCGAGCUUGGUGAUACACAUGAUGACUAUCUGCGCAUGACAGAGUCCACAACUACUGAUUCCAUGUAUAGAUUCUGCUGGGAAAUUGUGGCGGUGUUUGGGAAGACCUAUCUGCGCACACCCAAUGCCGCAGACACAACUCGGAUCUUGGCACAAAAUGAAGAGAGAUGUUUUUCUGGGAUGCUUGGCAGACAACACAAUGAUAUCAAUGUGCUCCUGUGCUCCGAUGUGUUCCAGAAGCUUGUCGAAGGCGAUCCCCCUCCGGUGCAGUUGAGAUAUUGGCCUCCAGAGGCUUCUAGAAAGGAUGUGGAGAGGGCAUUUGGUGUGCUGCAAGCUCGCUUUUCCAUUGUCCGAUACCCUGCUCUUACAUGGUCCAAAGAGCAUAUAUGGGAGAUGUUGAUCACAAUGUGCCUCUCGCAUUUGCUGCUUUUCUCACCGGGCGUCAAGAAGUUCGAGACUCCAACACUCAUCACCAACUGCAAGAUGAUCUGGUGGAGCAUUUAG